AGAGGUGGAAAAGCCGCUGUCUUUCAUUUCUGCUGAUUUCGGGGCAUUGAUCGCACCACGGCGGGGCAACGAUGAAGGACCGCACACAGGAACUGCGGAGUGCUAAGGACAGUGAUGAUGAUGAGGAAGUCGUUCACAUCGACCGAGGAAACUUUAUGGAUGAGUUCUUCGAGCAGGUGGAGGAGAUCCGCGGCUGUAUCGAGAAGCUGUCGGAGGACGUGGAGCAGGUGAAGAAACAGCACAGCGCCAUCCUGGCAGCUCCCAAUCCUGAUGAAAAAACCAAGCAGGAGUUGGAGGAUCUCACAGCUGACAUUAAGAAGACAGCCAAUAAAGUACGCUUAAAAUUAAAAGCAAUCGAGCAAAGCAUUGAACAGGAGGAGGUGAUGAACAGAUCAUCAGCAGACCUGCGAAUCCGUAAGACACAGCAUUCCACCCUGUCACGCAAGUUUGUGGAGGUGAUGACCGAGUACAACACGACGCAGUCCAAAUACAGAGAUCGCUGCAAAGACCGCAUUCAGAGACAGCUGGAGAUCACUGGAAGAACGACCACCAACGAGGAGCUGGAGGACAUGCUGGAGAGCGGGAAACUUGCCGUCUUCACUGAUGAUAUUAAAAUGGACUCCCAGAUGACCAAGCAGGCCCUGAAUGAGAUUGAAACUCGUCACACAGAGAUCAUCAAACUGGAGAACAGCAUCCGCGAGCUGCAUGACAUGUUUGUGGACAUGGCCAUGUUGGUGGAGAGCCAGGGGGAGAUGAUUGACAGAAUCGAGUAUAACGUGGAACAUUCGGUGGAUUAUGUAGAGCGAGCUGUUUCUGACACCAAGAAGGCCGUUAAAUACCAGAGUCAGGCGCGCAAGAAGAAGAUCAUGAUCAUCAUCUGCUGCGUAAUCCUGGGUGUGGUCUUGGCAUCCAGUAUCGGAGGAACUCUGGGCCUCUAGAUUCACCAAGCAGAGAAGAAGAGGAGCAAAUGCACCAGACAUAUAUAUCACAUCAUUAGGAGAUACACAAACUCCUGUCGGGUUAUAAAUCAUAUAAAAACAAAAACUCACCAAAAAAAAAAACCAAAAGCAUAACUAGUGGAAUAAACCAUAUACGAGAGGAGAAGGGAUCAAAUACAUCAAAACGCUCUAUUUACACACUGUACAUGUAAAUGUAUUGAACAGGAGAAACAGCACAUGGGUUUAAAAACCUGUACAAAUAUAAAGCUCUUGAUUUGCUUCUUCUUAUUUCUUUUUUGGUUUUUCUUUCUUUCUUUCUUUCUUUUUUUGGAAGCGUUUAAUUUUUUGGGGAUGUUCAUUCC
Molecule: messenger RNA, 1300 nt
Organism: Neoarius graeffei (lesser salmon catfish)
Lineage: Eukaryota; Metazoa; Chordata; Actinopteri; Siluriformes; Ariidae
Gene: stx1b
Product: syntaxin 1B
Exons: 10
Coding region: 72-938 (288 amino acids)
Biological process (GO): vesicle fusion; exocytic insertion of neurotransmitter receptor to postsynaptic membrane; intracellular protein transport
Cellular component (GO): plasma membrane; SNARE complex; endomembrane system
Molecular function (GO): SNAP receptor activity; SNARE binding
Source: RefSeq, a predicted model, not a curated record